Vigna angularis (adzuki bean) is the source of this 1615-nucleotide messenger RNA. RefSeq names its product putative anthocyanidin reductase. The record is from RefSeq and is a predicted model, not a curated record. The transcript has 4 exons. Lineage: Eukaryota; Viridiplantae; Streptophyta; Magnoliopsida; Fabales; Fabaceae. Gene Ontology annotation, molecular function: oxidoreductase activity, acting on the CH-OH group of donors, NAD or NADP as acceptor. The coding region runs from base 174 to 1166 and encodes 330 amino acids.
GGAUUAUUUUUCACAUAUACUAAUUUACCAAUUAGAAUUUUAAAACGUGCUUUGGCAGUAUUUUUGAGCCAGGAAAAUGAGGAAAAAACAUCCACUUUAGAAACUACUUCAACUUCAUUUGAAAUUUGUAAUAUUGUUUGUGGUGUAUACGCAUCUGUGUGAAGAUAAUAAAAAUGGGGGAAGGGAGCAAGGUAUGUGUGACAGGAGGCACUGGUUACAUUGGUUCAUGGCUCAUCAAGAAGCUACUGGACAAGGGUUAUACUGUUCAUGCAACUCUCAGAGAUUUGAAGAACGAGUCAAAGGUAGGGCUGUUAAAGAGCCUUCCUCAUGCAGAAGGCAAACUGGUUCUGUUUGAAGCUGAUAUUUACGACCCAAUUCAAUUUGAUCCUGCAAUUCAAGGAUGUGAGUGUGUGUUUCAUGUUGCUACUCCCUUCACCCACGAACCAGGUUCAUCUCAGCAGUACAAGGAUACUACGGAAGCAGCAGUUGCAGGUGCGAAAAGCAUUGCCCUGUCAUGUGUGAGAUCAGGGACGGUGAAGCGUCUGAUCUACACUGCUUCUGUUGUAUCAGCCUCUCCGCUGAAAGAAGAUGGGAGUGAUUUCAAAGAUGUAAUGGAUGAAACUUGCUGGACUCCUCUCAAUGAUUCCUUGGACUACGUAUUCCCUGAUCCUUUUUACAAGGACUAUGCUUAUUCAAAAACGCUGUCUGAGAAACAUCUGUUGAGCUAUGGGAAUGAUGAAAAUGGUGGAAGAAAAUUGGAGGUAGUAACUCUCCCUUUCGGACUAGUGGGAGGUGACACCCUCAUAUCUUCCACACUCGGUAGCAGGGUAGUUUGUAUUGCACAGAUCGUGCAAAAUGAAAUAGCCUACACAGCACUCAAGUUCCUAGAAGGAUUACUGGGUAAAAUUCCUCUUGCACACAUUGAUGAUGUCUGUGAAGCUCAUAUUUUCUGCAUGGAAAGCACCUCCAUCAGUGGAAGAUUCUUGUGUGCAAGUUCUUACAUUUCUUUGCAAGAGAUGGCUAACCAUUACGCUCGUUAUUAUCCAGAAUUCAAUGUGAAACAAGAGUCAGUGGUUGGCUGUUCUUUAUUAUUGCUAGAAGUUUACUAUUUCUCGGUCUUUUUGUGUUUGUUUAUGAAGGAACUAACUCAAAGGCCUAAAUUGUAGAAUCUUUUACGAACAGAGAUGCUAAAAAAGGACAUUUUCCAUGGAAUAACUUUAAGGAUGAUUAAGAUCAAAUAUGUACUUGAUUGUAUAGUCUUGGAAAACAGAAGUUUUCUUCCUUUUAGUUGUUUACAGUUUUCAUCUGAGAAUUACAUUUCAGAGAUGAAGAUGGGCAGAGGAAGGAUAUCAAGUGGACCUCAACAAAGCUGUGUGACAAAGGAUUUGUAUUCAAAUAUGAUGCGAAGAUGAUAUUGGAUGAUUGUAUCAAAUGUGCAAGAAGGAUGCGUGAACUCUAGUCUCCAUCUUGUGCUGUAUAUUCUUGUAAUACAGCAAAUACCAGACAUCUGCGUCUCUUAUUACUGUUUCAUUUUUCUUUUUUAUUAAAAAUUAAUCUGAGUUUCAGAUCAACUAAAAAAGCGUAUUAUUGGAUUAUGAGAGUUACGAAGUUGAAA